UUACAGCACUGUUCGCUGCUGGUGGCUGAAAUUUGCAGCCUGUAGGUUGUGCCGGCUUUUUAAAUCCGCGAGCCAACAAGUAAAAUAUAGAAAACAAAGAAAAUAAUACGUUUGGCUUGGCUGAAACGUAGCCAUGCGAUUGGCACGCCUUUGGGUCAUGGGAUUCACGUGGCUGAUACUCGCAUUUUGGCUGCUGCUGUUCUUCUGCUGGGACAUCUUCGAGCAGUGGGACACCGUGAAAUCCUCGGAUCCCAUUGAGGUGCUGUGGUGGCCGCAGUUCAGCUUUCAAUACGAAGAGCUGCGACUAUGCGGUGCCUACGAGUGCUACUUUACCACCAACCGUUUGCGCUUGCCCCGAGUGCGGGCUGUUCUCUUCUAUGGCACGACGCUAACCACUGCGGACUAUCCCCUGCCACGCAGCCCCCACCAAGUGUGGGCUCUGCUGCACGAGGAAUCGCCCAAGAAUGUGCCCUACAUGGCCUUUGAUGAGUUCCUGCAGCACUUCAACUAUACAUCCACCUUUAGCCGGUACAGCGAUCUGCCGCUGACGACCCAGUGGCUGCCCAGUGCCCAUGAUCUCACCUCGAUGGACUACGUAAUGUCGUUUGAUUUCAAGUCGUCGAAUGUGAAUGGGCCCUCGCCAUCGGUGGUGUUCCUGCAGAGCGACUGCAACACCAUGUCCGGCCGCGAGGACUAUGUGCAGGAGCUGAUGCGCCACAUCAAUGUGGACUCGUUUGGCAGUUGCCUGCGCAACAAAGAUCUGCCCCAGAGACUGCAAAAUGAUUAUCUGAACAAUCUGUAUUCACCGGAAAUGCUGCGCUUUCUAGCCAACUACAAAUUCAUGAUUGCCAUUGAGAAUGCCGUCUGCGAGGAUUACAUUACCGAAAAGUUCUGGCGUCCCUUGGUAAUUGGCGUCAUACCCAUUUACUUUGGUUCGCCCAGCAUUAAAGACUGGCAGCCACAAAAUAAGUCUGCCAUAUUUGUCGAUGAUUUUCCCAAUGCCGCCGCCUUGGGCCAGUAUCUGAUGGCAUUGUCGGAGAACAAGACCGAAUACAAUUCGUAUCGGGGCCACAAACUGAAUCGCAGCCAUCCGAUACAAAACAAACGGUUGAUCCGCGAUUUGUUAACGCGUCCCACUGACAUGACGGACAUCUCGGCUGGACGUUCGGUCACCCGAGUGUUCGAGUGUGCCGUUUGCAAAUAUCUAAACACCUAUCGGCCCAACGGCAUCAAGCGGGCGAAUGUGCGCCACUACAACUGUCCACUGCGGCCGAUCCAUGUGCCGCUGGAGGGCAGGAAGCGGCCGAAAUACGCGGACGACUGGCGUUCGACCAAUGAAGUGGGCCAGUGCCAGGCCACCAUCCUGGACAGCUACCUACGCUCGAAUGUGGCCUACAGCGAGGCGGACUUUGAUGCGGAAUUCAACCGCAGGCUGAAUCACAAUCUUUGUGCGGCUGUGCCAACAUUGACACAAACAUGAGGAUAUUUCUCUUGUCGUGACUUUGAAAAUUGUUCAAAAAAUAUCUUUGGUUAAAUAUAGAAAAAUGUCUGAAGACUUUAAGCAUUAGCUUUAAGAUUAUCGAAUAUCGAAUAUCUAACGUGAUAAAACUAACAAUAAAUAAUUGAAGCAUCCAAGAUGCUGCAAGUAUCUAUGGAUCUCUGUAUCUGUACUCUA
Messenger RNA from Drosophila obscura, 1675 nucleotides. RefSeq names its product alpha-(1,3)-fucosyltransferase B (gene FucTB). NCBI's taxonomy places the organism in Eukaryota, Metazoa, Arthropoda, Insecta, Diptera, Drosophilidae. The transcript has 4 exons. Gene Ontology annotation, cellular component: membrane. Gene Ontology annotation, molecular function: alpha-(1->3)-fucosyltransferase activity. The record is from RefSeq and is a predicted model, not a curated record. Bases 134 to 1480 code for a protein of 448 amino acids.